Molecule: messenger RNA, 1628 nt
Organism: Falco peregrinus (peregrine falcon)
Lineage: Eukaryota; Metazoa; Chordata; Aves; Falconiformes; Falconidae
Gene: APOBEC4
Product: apolipoprotein B mRNA editing enzyme catalytic polypeptide like 4
Source: RefSeq, a predicted model, not a curated record
AUCCUUACUCUGAGGACUCAGGUGGCUAACUCUUUAACAACACUAAAGGAAUUAGAUCAGUAUACUCUUUUGGCUUGAUUUCCCAGGCAAUCACAUUGCCUGCCACCCUCCCCCUUACAACAGUGGAUUCAAGUCAGGUUGAACAGAAAUUUAAACUGCUAUAUGGUUGAUGGAAAUCUUCUACAUCUGGAAAGGAGGAAAGGCCCUUCUAGCAUCUCAUUGAUAAAAAAUGACCCAAUCUUGGGAGAUACUUCAAUCUGAGCACACAUCUUCUUAGAAUCCAGAAUCAAUCACAAAACACAAACUAGAGGAAAACCAGGCUUCAUUAAUUCUGGUCUCCAUGAUUGAGAGUGACUGAAAACACAUAGUAGGGUGUAUUUGAUGUACCUCAGAAAACCUUGUAUGUGGAGUUUUGGAGCAGAUACAAAGAAACUCAGAGUCUUCGAUUUGAAACCUCAUAAUGCCGAUCUGAAACAAAUCCAUUUUGUGAGCAAAAGAAUUAAUGAAGCCUACUCUCCUUGUAAUGAGGCUUACCACUGCUGCAUAAGUAAAAUCUACAACUUCUUGCUGAAGCAUCCAGAAGUCACACUCUGCACCUAUUUCUCUCAGCUUUAUCACACUGGUGAGGGUUUCCCCACCACUGCAUGGAACCGUGAAAACCUAUACCUACAGGGCAAAACAAUGUGGAAUGCAGAAGAAAGCUGGAAUAAAAUACAGAUUUUAUUUUACAGCAGCCUUUACCUCUUCUGCAAUUUUGUGUGUGGCAUCCCCAGGUCAUCCCUUUAUCACCCAAGUCCACCAUCAAGAACCUUAGCCCAGAGACAACAUCCACAUCAAAUUAAUGACUUAACUGGAAUUAAACCAUAUUUUAGGAAAAGCUUUCCACAAGCCAGGCAGGGAAAGUCUGCUGUGCAGCAGAACUUAAAGGCGUUUUCUCCUCCUAGCCUGGCUUCCCAACAGCCUCUCCAAGCGGUAAAAGGCAGUCUGCUACCUCCGACGUCUCAAAGGCUCUCUGUGCUUUUUCCAGCCGUGUUUCUGCCCUUUUGGAGGGAACAUCUAUACCCCAGACCUAGAAAUAUUGUAAGGCAUUUAAAAAUGCCAAAGGAAAAACUCGAUGAAACUCAUAAUUCUGAAAUGUUUCCAAGUGGCAGACACCUCCUCUGAAGAGGAUGCAAAUCGAACCACUUUCAGGCUCUAAAACUGAGAUCACAGAUGGGUGAAAAAAACCAAAACCAAACCCACCAAUAAAGCCACCUCCCACAAAAGUCAACCCACAGCGUAACUGUGGGUCUCAAAUAACUGAUUUUGAAGAUAUCACGCUUUUAUUUUAGUCCGAUACCAUUCCAACAUAAACCCAUAGCAGUAAAACUAAAACCUCGGUAUCUUCCGAUUCCCUCCUGAAAUUCAUUUGUUGCCUGCCCUUAAGCCAGUUUCUACCAGGAAAAUGUAAACCAAGCUACAACCACAACUACAGCCAGACUGUAGCUUCCCAGCUGAGGCAACCUUGGGGGAAACGCAAGACAUCCUCAAUUCCUCCUCUAGCAAGAAGGUGGUUCUGUAGGUAAGGCUGAUACAUUAAUAAUAAAUGAAUAAAGUUUUCCUGUCAGCUACUUGCUUAAAACGGGGGG